AUUUUAGCAACUGGGGAGGGCGGAGCAGGGAGUGCCCAGCCUCUGCCAGUAGCGCAGGCAGCUCCGAGGAACGCGGCGCAGCACCGGGCGGCUCAGGCAGCCGGGCCCUGGGCCCCAAGGGCAGGCAGCGUGAUGCUGGCUGUGUCACUCAAGUGGCGUCUGGGCGUGGUGAGGCGGCGGCCCAAAGACGAUGGGCCUUACUCCAAAGGAGGCAAGGACGCAGGAGGGGCUGAUGUGGCUCUGGCGUGCCGCAGGCAGAGCAUUCCAGAGGAGUUCCGAGGGGUCACCAUGGUGGAGCUGACGAAGAAGGAAGGCAGCACGCUGGGCCUGACCAUCUCGGGUGGCACCGACAAGGAUGGGAAGCCCAGGGUCUCCAACCUGAGGCCUGGGGGGCUCGCAGCCAGGAGUGACCUGCUGAAUGUGGGCGACUACAUUCGGUCAGUAAACGGGAUCCAUUUGACCAGGCUCCGCCACGAUGAGAUCAUCACUCUGCUCAAGAAUGUGGGAGAGCGUGUGGUGCUGGAGGUGGAGUAUGAGCUGCCCCCGCCCGCCCCUGAGAACAACCCAGGGAUCGUUUCAAAGACAGUGGAUGUCUCCCUCUACAAGGAGGGCAAUAGCUUUGGCUUUGUCCUCAGAGGAGGUGCUCAUGAAGACGGGCACAAGUCCCGGCCGCUCGUCCUGACCUACGUGCGGCCCGGCGGCCCUGCCGACAGGGAGGGCUCCUUGAAGGUGGGGGACAGGCUACUCAGCGUUGACGGGAUACUGCUGCAUGGGGCCAGCCACGCCACUGCUCUGGCCACCCUGCGGCAGUGCAGCCACGAGGCACUCUUCCAGGUGGAGUAUGAUGUGGCCAUUCCAGACACAGUGGCCAACGCUUCAGGGCCCUUGAUAGUGGAAAUAACCAAGACACCAGGGUCCACCUUGGGGAUCUCGCUCACCACCGGCUCCCACCGGAACAAUCCAGUCAUCACCAUCGACCGCAUCAAGCCGGCCAGUGUGGUGGACAGGAGUGGGGCCCUGCAUGCCGGAGACCGCAUCCUGUCCAUUGAUGGCACCAGCACUGAACACUGCUCGCUGCUUGAAGCCACCAAGCUCCUGGCUAGCGUGUCGGAGAAAGUGCGGCUGGAGAUCCUACCUGCGCCCCAGAGUCGGCGGCCCCUGAAGCCCUCAGAGGCAGUGAAGGUGCAGAGGAGCGAGCAGCCACAUCGCUGGGACCCCUGCAUGCCCUCCUGCCACAGCCCCCGGCCUGGCCACUGCAGGACACCCACCUGGGCCACCCCUGCCAGCCAGGACCAGAGCCGAUCCUUGUCCUCAUCUCCCUUUUCCUCACCGACCAUGAACCACGCCUUUCCCUGCACCAAUCCCAGCACCCUUCCUCGCGGAUCCCAGCCCAUGAGCCCCCGGACCACAAUGGGACGGAGGAGGCAGCGAAGAAGAGAACACAAGAGCUCAUUGUCGCUGGCCUCCAGCACCGUGGGGCCAGGCGGCCAGAUUGUGCACACAGAGACCACCGAGGUCGUGCUCUGCGGAGACCCCCUCAGCGGCUUCGGUCUCCAGCUGCAGGGAGGCAUCUUCGCCACCGAGACCCUGUCCUCCCCACCCCUCGUGCGUUUUAUUGAGCCUGACAGCCCGGCGGAGAGGUGUGGGCUGCUGCAGGUAGGGGACCGCAUCCUGGCCAUCAAUGGCGUUGCCACCGAGGACGGGACGAUGGAGGAAGCCAACCAGCUGCUGCGGGACGCGGCGCUGGCCCACAAGGUCGUGCUGGAGGUGGAGUUUGACGUUGCCGAGUCCGUCAUCCCGAGCAGCGGCACCUUCCACGUGAAGCUGCCCAAGAGGCGUGGCGUGGAGCUGGGCAUCACCAUCAGCUCGGCCAGCAGGAAGCGAGGGGAGCCCCUGGUCAUCUCCGACAUCAAGAAAGGCAGCGUGGCGCACAGGACGGGCACCCUUGAGCCGGGUGACAAGCUGCUGGCCAUCGACAACAUCCGCCUGGACAACUGCCCCAUGGAGGACGCUGUACAAAUCCUGCGCCAGUGUGAGGACCUGGUGAAGCUGAAGAUCCGCAAGGAUGAGGACAACUCCGAUGAACAGGAGACCACAGGUGCCAUCAGCUACACGGUGGAGUUGAAACGCUACGGGGGCCCCCUGGGCAUCACCAUCUCAGGCACAGAGGAGCCUUUCGAUCCCAUUGUCAUCUCAGGACUCACCAAGCGUGGCUUGGCUGAGAGGACUGGCGCUAUCCACGUUGGGGACCGUAUCCUGGCCAUCAACAGUGUUAGCCUCAAGGGCCGGCCACUGAGUGAGGCCAUCCACCUCUUGCAGGUGGCCGGUGAGACCGUCACCCUGAAGAUCAAGAAGCAGCUAGACCGCCCCCUCCUACCCCGCAAAUCGGGCAGCCUCAGCGAAGCCAGCGAUGCGGAUGAGGACCCGCCAGAGGCGCUGAAAGGCGGCCUGCUGGCAGCCCGAUCCUCGUCCACUGUGCCCAGUGUGGACAGCGCAGUGGAGUCCUGGGGCAGCUUGGCCACUGAGGGUGGCUUUGGGGGCCCAGGUUCCUACACUCCACAGGCGGCAGCCCGGGGCGUGACCCCCCAUGAGUGGCGGUGCAGCCGGCUGAGAAGCAGUCCCCCACCCACCGAGCCCCGGAGGACGAGCUACACACCAGCCCCUGCCAACGAGAGCUUCCCCGAGGAGGAAGAGGAAGACGACUGGGGGCCACCAGCUAGCCCCGCCCCUGGCCCCACCUGCGAGGAGGGCUUCUGGCGCAUGUUCGGGGAAGCCCUUGAAGACCUGGAGUCAUGCGGUCAGUCGGAGCUGCUGAGGGAGCUGGAGGCAUCCAUCAUGACAGGCACCGUGCAGAACGUGGCCCUCGAGGGCAGGCCUGGCCACCGGCCCUGGAGGAGGAACCAGGAGAUACGAGCUUCCCCAGAAGAAAUGCAGGAGGUGCUGCUGCCGACACCCUUGGAGAUGCACAAGGUGACACUGCACAAGGACCCUGUACGGAGUGACUUCGGUUUUAGUGUCUCAGAUGGCCUCCUGGAGAAGGGCGUCUAUGUCCACACUGUGCGCCCUGAUGGGCCAGCUCAACGUGGGGGUCUCCGGCCCUUUGACAGGGUCCUCCAGGUCAACCACGUUCACACGCGGGACCUUGACUGCUGCCUGACGGUGCCGCUCCUGGCCGAGGCGGGCGAUGUCGUGGAGCUGGUCAUCAGCCGCAACCCGCUGGCCCAGAGCAGCCGGGCCCCACGAGCACCAGGCCCCAGAGGCCCACGGAUGCUUUGAAGUCAGCACAUGGUCUGGACACGUUGGAAGAUCCUGGCGCCCACACAUGCAGCCAGGCUGAAGAAGUGGCCACCCACUCGUCCAUCUGUCAUCUGGCAGGCUCUGACCAGACUCUUCUCCAUGUCUGCGGCACCCAGUUGCGGUGAUAUCGAGGUCUUUCUCCAGUUGGACCUCCAAGAUGCCCAGUGUGGGGCCUGCCCAGUAGGGGUCAAGGCAGGCUGCUCAGCUGGGCGUACAGGGGCUGCCCCAGGUACCUCCAGAACCCCUGGGAAGAGCGUCUAGUGUGGGGACAGCUCAGCUCCACGUAAGGAGUGUUCUCCCAGAAGAGCCAUGGAGCCUGAGUGCUGUGAGGGAGGAGUGAGCGCCCUGUCUCAGGAGGUGAGCAAGGCGGGACCUGAUCCCACCUGUGCGGUCGUGGGAGGGUGGGGGCUACUUCAUCUGGACAGCCUCCCACCAGGAAGGAGGCUGCUCAGCGGAAGAGUCCAGCCACUUCCCUUCUCCAGAGUCUGGUGUUCAGGGCUCACCAGCAUCCCCACUUAGGAGACUCUGAACUGGGGUGUCUGGAUUCCCAGGAAGCACUGGCCCUUUGAGGGGUUCUUUCAUUUCUGAGACUCUGGUCGAAGCCUCUGUAGUUUGAGACCUCAGUUCUGGGCCCAUUGGGCGAGCUUGGUGUCAGGCUUUGGGCUGUCAGCCCCUCCUGCUGCUUUAGUAGGACGUGUGGCCACUGGACCAUAUGAAUACACCCGUCUUAGCCCAGGCCCCUCAGGGUGGGUGGGAGUCAUUUCAGGACAAAAGACCCAGGGGGUUCCAUUCAGCUGCUAUUACAGUGAAGAUGGGAAAACCAUGGAAAUAAGUAGGAUAUGUAAGAUGAUAGAGCUCCUAGCCUAAUAAAUCAGUGAAGGAGGAGAGAGAAGCAGAGCCAGACAGACAGACAGGCAGGGGAGACAGGCCAUCCUUUCUCACACCCAGCAGUGACAGUGUCCAAAGUGGUCAUUCAAGGAAGUUGAUUCUCACUUGAAAUCUGGAAGCACCAGUAUCCCUUAACAUCGCUUUCCUCAUUUUCUGCAGUCCAGAAACCCUUCUGGUUUUGAGAAGGGCCCGGGGUCUCCACCUGGUGGUCUGGGCUGUGGCCCCUGAGAUGGAGGUGGGCAGAAAGGAUUCAGCCAGGUCUUGGGACCUGUUCUGCCCCUGCCCAGCUCUUAACAGUGUCUCAGGAAAACGGGGUGCCCACUCCCACCUUCAUCCUCCUCUACCCCUGAAUCCCCUGGAGGCCUGAAAAAGGCUCUUCCACUCAAGGGACUCGAUAGGGAGUCAAGACAUCUCUUCCUUUCACCCUGGGUCCCUUCUCGUUGCUGUCUGAACCCCUCUGGUCUGACCCCCUCUGGACAAUUAAGGGGUUGACAGUCUCUGAGUAGGUACUGGCCUGCCUGUCAGGGCAGAACCAUGUCUGCCCGCUGCGCUUGGGAAAGCUACGCUCGACAGCAGCCGAGGACGAUGCAGCGACCCUGAACAGUUUUCUGCCCUCCUCGGGCUGAGGCCUCUGCGGUUCCCCCAGACGUAUGCAACCAGGCCCGGCGGGUGGAUCUCCUGGCCACGCCGGCCUUCUCAUAUGCAAUAUUCCUCUGUCUUCUCAUGGGGAUUGUUCACCCCCCAGAAUUGACACCUCCUGACACCUGUCCCCCAGUGAGCGUCCUGCCUGCCUAUGCAUUUUGGGUACAGCCCCUGGGACAUGCCCCUUCCACCCCCUAAAAGCUGUAUUUUUCUCUGGCUGAGAUUGGAGCAUAUUCCUUGUAUUUUUCUAUAUGGGGUUUUCUUAGGGCUCUCGGGAAGCACAACAUGCCAAGGGGUGGCACUGUAAAGGCCACUUGGAGUCUCCUUGGGGCCCACGUGUACAUUUGCCCUACCGACUUGCAGUGACGUGGGAGUGG
Globicephala melas (long-finned pilot whale) is the source of this 5204-nucleotide messenger RNA. It is a transcript of the gene GRIP2, whose product is annotated as glutamate receptor interacting protein 2. The record is from RefSeq and is a predicted model, not a curated record. Gene Ontology annotation, biological process: neurotransmitter receptor transport, endosome to postsynaptic membrane. Gene Ontology annotation, molecular function: protein binding. Lineage: Eukaryota; Metazoa; Chordata; Mammalia; Artiodactyla; Delphinidae.